Capsella rubella is the source of this 324-nucleotide messenger RNA. RefSeq names its product proline-rich protein HaeIII subfamily 1-like. NCBI's taxonomy places the organism in Eukaryota, Viridiplantae, Streptophyta, Magnoliopsida, Brassicales, Brassicaceae. Bases 1 to 324 code for a protein of 107 amino acids. The record is from RefSeq and is a predicted model, not a curated record. The transcript has 2 exons.
AUGAAGCUGGUGGCUCUCAUGUCGUUCUUGCUCUUUCUUCCAUUGUGUUCUUCAAGAUCUGUAGAGAGCCAUGAUGAGACAAAACCAACUAUUUCGGGACGUCCUACGAGGCCACCACCACCAAACCGUGAUGAGAUAAAACCGACCAGUUGGUUUGUGCCACCAGGUCCUAAUCAGAAGAAACCGACCGGUUGGGGUAUUCCUAUGCGGCCACCACCACCAAGCCAUGAUGAGAUAAAACCGAACAGUUGGUUUGUGCCACCGGGCCCUAAUCAGAAAAAACUGACUAGUUGGUUUGUGCCACCAGGUCCUAAUCAAAAAUAA